Messenger RNA from Aspergillus ochraceoroseus IBT 24754, 2824 nucleotides. Its product is annotated as E3 ubiquitin-protein ligase BRE1. Gene Ontology annotation, molecular function: ubiquitin protein ligase activity. The transcript is spliced from 6 exons. Gene Ontology annotation, cellular component: HULC complex; nucleus. Lineage: Eukaryota; Fungi; Ascomycota; Eurotiomycetes; Eurotiales; Aspergillaceae. The record is from RefSeq and is a predicted model, not a curated record. The coding region runs from base 149 to 2329 and encodes 726 amino acids.
UGACCACUCCACCCUCACUUUUCCACUCUCCCUCUUUCACCUCCCCAAGAAUUUUCACCGGUCGGAUCCUGCUACAGUCCCUGCUACCGGCCAGUCGCUGCUCAGUGGUUACGGCCUCGCCCGACCUAUGCCUCUCCAGUAGCCACUGAUGCCGGCCGCCGAAGCAUCCCCCGUCGCACCUCCCGAGUCCGGUUUUGUCAAAAUGGAAGACCGGAAGAGAGCUGCCGCAUACGAUCACAAUGACUCUGCCCCCCCGUUGAAAAAACAGGCUACGUCUGUCAAUGGUGGCAGCAAACCUCAUCCAGACGCUGAUAUGCCUUGGAAAGACGAUUUGGAGCGAUUCCAGAAAGACGCGAUAUGGCGUCAAAUGCAAGAGUACAAACGCGAAAAGGUUUCUCUGGAGACGAAAUUAAAUCAGAUGUCUAAGGCUACCGUCAAUCACAACGAUCACCUUCGUAUCAUCGACGCCUGGUAUGGACAGUUAAUUGACGAGAUUAAAAUUCUCCUUGGCGCUCCUAAGGACGACAGCAAGGAACGUGCCUCCUUCCAAAGCCUGCUACUUUUCGAUGAGAUUGGGAAAUUUGAAAAACAUCUGAAAUCUCGCUCUGAUGAUAUCCGCGACAUUAUUUCCCGCCUCCUUUCUACAACUUCGACAGCUUCUCCUGAGGUUUCAGAUUUGCAAUCCCAACUUGCCAAAAAAUUAGCCGAAGAGAAGGCCACUAUUGUCGAGCUCGAGAAAGCCCUAUCCGAGAAGCAACAGUUGGAGGAGAGCCUGGAAGAGGCGUCUUUACGGUACAUGGUUGCUGAGAAGAAACUUGAUCGUGCUCGAAGCUUGACUGUUGCCAAACUGGAAAAACAGUAUAUCUUCGGUGCUCAGCGACCCGGUGGUGACAGUGCAUCCGCAAAUCGUGAAGAGGCCCCACCUACUAAUGGCACAACCCCUACUGGCGAACGAACUCCGGAAUCGGACGAAACCUACAGUAAGCUGUCGGCUAUAUCCGAGAAACAAAAGGAACAACUACAAAAAUUAGAGGCUGAAAACGCCAGUUUGCUCGGCCAAAUAACAGAGCUCAGUAUCAAGAAAUCUAAACUUACGGAUGAUGAUUACGCGCAUACGGAUUUAUUCAAGCAGCUGCGAUCUCAGUAUGAUGAUGUUGUUAAGCGGAUAAACCACUUGGAGGCCACCAAUGUGCAAUUACGCGAAGAGGCCGCAAAACUACGAUCGGAGCGAACAGCUUAUCGUAACCAGGUGGACGAGGAGACACAGAACGUGAUUGCUGAGAAGGAAGCCCACCUAAUGAGAGCUGAAACAGACCUCGCACGCAUACGCAAUGCUCGUGAUGAGUUACUGGCUGAUCAGCAGAUGCGAAAGGCUACACAGGAACAAGAGAAAAUAGCCACCGUCAAAGUCCAGGAACUCGCGGAUGCAGGUCAAGCUCGAAUCGAAGCGUUAGAGUCGGAGGUGGAGCGGAUGCGCCUAGAACUUGAAACGGAAAAGGCAGCGCAAGCUGGCAUCGACGAGACACCGAUUGAAGAGUUACGGGCUAAAUACAACAACCUUGAACGCCAAUAUUCUAUGCUCAACACUGAAUUAGCCUCUAUGCAAACAGCCUGCAAGAAGUAUUCUUCGCUAGCAUCUCAGAAAGUCACCGAUUUCAGCACUUUGGAAGAAAAGGUACUCCGUCUGGCGGCAGAGAAAUCCAAGGCAGACCAGAAAUAUUUCGCUGCAAUGAAAAGUAAAGAAGCUCGGGAUAUGGAGGUUCGCUCAUUGAGAAUACAAAACUCGAAAAGCUCCGACAUCGUCUCGCAAUUGAAGGAGUCAGAAGCAACCACGCGAUCUUUGCUGGCGAAUAUGGAAAAGCAGGUCAGCGAGACCAAGGAAGCACUGAACUCGAUGGGCAACAAAUAUCAUGCCGCACAGCAACAAGUUACAGAGAGCAAUAUCAUUAUGGAAGGCUUGAGAGGGCAGAUAACGGAGCUUAAAGCGUUAUCUGUGUCCAAGGAUUCAACGCUAGCGACCACCUCCAGUGCCUGUCGUCAAGCUGAAGCCGAAGUCGAAGGGUUGAAGGCUGCACUAUCUGAUACUAAAAAGAGCCUGGACAACUGGAAGAACAAGAGUCUCGGAAACUCUUCAUCCGAGUAUGAAAUGCUAAGAACCCUUGCACUGUGCACCGUAUGCCGCAGGAAUUUCAAGAACACCGCCAUCAAGACCUGCGGCCAUGUUUUCUGCAAGGACUGUGUAGAAGAACGCCUCACUUCUCGGUCUCGGAAAUGCCCGAAUUGCAAUCGCUCCUUCGGCAAUAAUGAUUAUAUGCACAUCACGCUGUGAACUUUUCGCCCUAUAUUUUGGUCUAAUUCCGCAAAACCUCCUUCGUGUACCAUAGUUUCUUUCACCCUCCCCCUCCCCCCCCUUUAUUUACUUCUUACUUGGUUUUAUUACUUUUUCUUCUUCUUCUCCUUCUUCCCCUGUUUUAUCCAUUUUGAUUUCUCAAUCAUGGAAAAGGCUCAUGGUGCGGUGUUUUGUUGUGUAUGAUUUAGCAGGAUCGGUUCCCAGAGUGGCUGGCUGGCGUUUGAUAUUUUUAUAUUCGUGGACCAGGUAUCGGGUCAUCUGGUCUUUGGGUUCCCUUUUUACCCAUACUCAUUUUCCUUUCUUCUCUUUUCUUUACUGGGUCUUGGAUACCUGCAAUACCGUGGUUUCCAAGGGAGGAUACCUAACUCGCGAGUUGUAGGAUUAACAAGGAAGCAGUGUAUGGGGAAGGGAAUGAUGAAUACCGCCAUAGUUAUGGAAGCAUGCCAUUAAUGACAUCAUGCAGAACGAUUCCAU